This is a messenger RNA of Sardina pilchardus (European sardine), 3413 nucleotides long. Its product is annotated as transient receptor potential cation channel subfamily A member 1. The record is from RefSeq and is a predicted model, not a curated record. The transcript has 21 exons. Lineage: Eukaryota; Metazoa; Chordata; Actinopteri; Clupeiformes; Clupeidae. The coding region runs from base 607 to 3198 and encodes 863 amino acids. Gene Ontology annotation, cellular component: plasma membrane. Gene Ontology annotation, biological process: calcium ion import across plasma membrane. Gene Ontology annotation, molecular function: protein binding; calcium channel activity.
UGUGUGUGUGUGUGUGGCCUUUGCAUGUGAACACAUAGCAGCACACAGCAGCACACCGGAUCCAUGUGGUGAGCUCGACUGCCGGGUGUUUAGCUAAAUGCGUCAUGGGCACACGUGUGUGUGUGUGUGUGUGUGUGUGUGUGCUUCAUCUGUUGGUGCUGAUGCAGGCUUCUGUGUGAUUGGUUGACAGACGCUAGUAGUGCAGUUGGUCUGACUCUGGAUGCUAGCUGUGUUAGCGGGUGGACACUAGGCUGGCUGUGUGACUGCUAGCUCUGCACUGCAUGCUCACUCUCUGACUGUUGUGACUGCUAGCUGUACAGUUGGGGUGGAUGCUGGCUCUGGAGGGUGAGUGUUGAAACUGCUAGUUGUGAGGCAGGGUGGAUGCUGGCUUGGCAGGUGUUGGGACAGCUAGUUGUGUGAGGGAGGGUGGAUGGUGCCUUGGUGAGUGUUGUUAGUUGUGGGGUGUGUGUGUGGAUGCUGGUGAGGUAGAGGGCUGCUGUGUGGGUGGAAGGCCUGGCUAGCCCUGUGUUAGCGCUGCUAGCCUGCUCCCAGUGAAGGGCCCAUUGGGAGAAGCUAACGAAGCUAAAGAAGCUAAAGAAGCUCAUCAUGCGAAGACAUCGGUGUGUGAAUCCCACUGCGGUGGAGAACCCGGUUCUGGAGAUGACAGAUGGACUGUCGAGUCCGGUAUCAAAGCAUCCUGUCAGCACGCAGGUUUCCAGGACGACGGUGUCCAGUGCCGUGAGGACGGCUGCUCAGUGGGCCUCAUACACCUGCGGCAGGUGGAGACGAGCCGCCAUCAAGUGUGUGAGGAGGAAACCCUCAGGAGGGGGCAUCGGUCAGAAGUAUAAAGGGCUGGCGUGGGAUGAGGACACAGUGGACGGACUGGACAGAACGCUGCGUCUCAACAAGAACCUUCUGGAUCACUUCAGAGUGCUGGCCACCAGCAACGAGGACACAGACGAGGUGGACCUGCCUUACCUGAAUGGAGUUCUCACUGACGGAGCGGACGCCAACACAGCUGACAAAUACGGCCAGACGGUGCUGCAUGAGAUCUCGCGGGCGUGGAACGUGGAUGUGAUGCGCUUCUUCCUGGAGAGGGGUGCGGACGUGCAGCGGGCGGAUAAAUACGGCGUCACUCCGCUACACGUGGCAGCAGCCCUGGACUACGAGCAGAUGGUCCUCUACCUCCUGGACAAGAGUGCGGACAUCAGUGCGCGCACACACAAGGACCACCAGACUCCGCUGCACUUUGCUGCUAAGAACGACGCAGUGGGCGCGCUCAGAAUCCUGCUGCAGCACGGAGCCGACAUCACCGCCCGAGACUACAAGCAGAGGACGCCGCUACAACUCGCCGCUAACCUCGACCGCAGUGAGGCAGCGCGUACGCUGAUUGAGCUGGGGGCAGACGCAGGCGUGCAGGACUCUGAUGGACAGCUCUGCAUCACCGCCAUGAUCGGCAAGAUGACCCCCGUGGCCCAUCUGGCCCUGAAUCAGUUCCAUGUGACAGACAGAAUGACUCGUCAGCAGUUCUACUACCUCCACCUGCUGGAGCCAGAGCCACACUGCAAGAAGACCUCACGUCCUGGUGCGGUCUGUAGUGAACCCACAUCACCGCUGGAGUUUAUCGUACGGCAAGGAAAACUGGACCUCAUCAUGCAUCCUGUGGUUCUGAAGCUCAUCACUGUGAAAUGGGAUCUCUACGGCAGGAUGGGGGCGUGGAUUCUCCUGGUGCUGAACUUCUUCUUCAUCCUGGCCUGGACCACGGUGGCCAUCUCAGUGUCUGUGGUCAGGGACAAGGGCCGACCAUACGUUUUCCCAGAGGACUGGUGGCGUGUGCUGGUGGUGGUCAUCGCUCUGCUGCUGACCGCUCAGGAGGUGUUCCGUGAGGUGCGGGAGCUGCAGGUGUCCAGGAGGAAACUGCGGCGAUGGCAAAGCUGGAGCAUCAGACGCAUCAACGAGGACCUGGCCUGCACACACCCCAUGUGGCCUGAGGAGCGGCAUUACCUGGAGGAGCAGAUCAGGUUCAUCCGCAACAUGAAGGGCAGCUACGCUCAGGACCUCUGGAACGUGUUUGAUUGGCUGGUGUACGUGCUGCUGAUCGCGGUGCUGGGGCUGCACCUGGCGGACAUCUUCCUGGUGUCGGGCUCGCUGCGCGCCUACAGCCUCCGCCUCUUCGCCGUCGUGGUCGUCUUCCUCUGGCUACGACUCAUGAAGCACGUCCGCGCCUUCAGGGUGAUGGGCCCCUUCAUCGUGAUGCUGGGGAAGAUCGUGGGCGAUGUCCUGCGCUUCCUCUUCCUGUACGCAGAGAUCUACAUCCCCUACGCCUGUGCCUUCUGGAUCAUAUUCGGAGGCACGGCGGCGGUGCCCAGUAUGCAGACGGUGCCCAAGCUGCUGUACAGCCUGUACCGCAUCACGCUGGUGGACGAGUACGAGUUCGACGCCAUGGUGGCCGUGGACUCCAUCAUGGCCCACCUGCUGUGCGGCACCUUCCUGGCGCUCUCCGCCGUGCUGUGCGUCAACCUCAUGAUCGCCCUGCUCUCCGACACCUUCCAGAGGGUGUAUGAUAACGCAUUAGCCAACGCCGUGAUGCAGCAAGCGGCCAUAAUUCUGCAGGUGGAGGAGUCCAUGCCACGGCUUCGCCGUUUCUAUGACAACCACUACAUCCACGAGCACUGCGCCCCUCUGGGGGAGUACUACGAUGACGACGUCACCACGGACCGCUACCAGUACGCCGAGAUGAAGAAGAUCACCACACAGAUAAAAGACACUCUGGAUGAGUUUCUGGAGAUUCAGAAAGAUGCGGAUCCCGGUGGACCAGAGGGGCGUGACGACGAUGAUGAUGACAUGGGCUCAGGGUUGCGGCGUCCGUCGUGGGGAGUGGGGGAGGGCAGCUUGCGCACCCUGCGUGUGACGCAGCGGCAGCAGAGCAUCGAGAUGAGCGCCCUCAGAGCAGACGUCAAGGACAUGCAGGCGCUCCUGCUCCAACUCAUCCAGGCCCAGCCCAAACCCUCAGGCGGGGGCAUUGGAAUAAAGCCACUGUUUGGUCGCAGCGAGGACUCAGAGGUGGAAGCAGCUGCACUGGCAGAGAGCAGAUUGCCAGAGAAUGAGACAGAGGGGCAAAAGCAGGAGACACCAGAGAGCGUGCGGAGAGAAGCCAAAAGCAGUCCUGGACCCGUGUACAAGGAGCAGGCCUUCUAAAACCCCUACAUACACACACACACACACACACACACACACACACACACACACACACACACACACACACACACACACACACACACACACACAGGCGCUGAAAUACACAAAACAAUGACUGCACGCAAAAAGCUGUGUAAAUUAUGCUGUGUUUUGUUAUAUGCAAUGUUAUAUCAGUGUUACACUGUGAGAAAGGCUACACUGUUUACUUAAUAAAA